AUGGCUGCUAAGGUUGAACAAGCACCAUUAAAUCGACAUCAAAUGACAGUAAAAACAAGGUGGUAUUCAACGAAAACAUUUCGUUUAUGCUGCAUGUUAUCAUUGACAUUCAGUUAUUUUAUUGUGGAACUUGUCGUUGGAAAUAUUACAAAUUCCGUAGCACUUGUUGCCGAUGCAUUUCAUAUGCUUUCGGACGUGUUAUCAUUACUUAUUGCAUUAUUUGCCGUACGUGUAUCAAAACGUCGUUCAGAUAUAAAUACCUAUGGUUGGGUUAGAGCAGAAGUUGUUGGAGCAAAUGUAAAUACUGUAUUUUUAUUAGCUUUAUGUUUAACAAUUGUAUUAGACUCUGUUAAACGUUAUAUAGCGCCAGAAUCAAUAGUUAAAGUAGAUUUAUUACUCAUUGUUGGCAGUGUCGGUCUAGGUAUUAAUAUUAUUGGAUUAUUUUUAUUCCAAGGAUUUCAUGGUCAUUCGCAUGGAGGAGGUGGUGGAGGACAUUCGCAUGGUGUUGACAAAAAACAUGGACACUCACAUGAUAAACCAGGACAUUCACACAAAAAAGUAGACAAAAAAGAAGCAGAAAACCAUGAGAAUCACAGUCAUGAACAUUGUCAUGAUCAUGGUGAUCAUGCUCAUAAUCAUGGUGAUCAUGCUCAUAAUCAUGUUGAUCAUGCCCAUAAUCAUGUUGAUCAUGCCCACGGUCAUGCCCAUAAUCAUGUUGAUCCAGCAGAGUCAAAAAAUAAUACUUCGACACCUCGGUCGCCAAAUACUCGCGUAUCCAUCGAUAAACAUACUGACAUACUCGAAAGACUCAAUUCAACUGAAUUCAAAAGACACAGUACACGAGCUCUGGAAGAGGUUAUUUCUGAUGUUGUUACAAAUACUCAUCCACAUCAGUUAUCAACCAAUCGUAGCCCAUCACCUCCCGUCUCCGAUGACUUUUCAGUGGUCGAAAACGUCACAACACGAAGAAAGAAAGAGGCUUCGCUGAAUAUGCACGGCGUAUUUCUUCAUGUGUUGGCUGACGCGCUAGGUUCUGUGGUUGUAAUUAUAAGUGCUUUAUUAAUUAAAUUUGUUCCACAUGACAUUAAUGAUACAAAACACUGGACAGUGUAUAUCGAUCCCACACUUUCAGUUAUCAUUGUUAUUGUGAUAACCUUAUCAACGGUUCCUUUAUUCAAGGAAACAUCAUACAUCCUAUUACAAACGGUACCGAAUCACAUUGAAGUUACGGAACUCAAGCGAAAAUUGUUAGAAGAAGUACCAGAAGUAGAUGGUAUUCAUGAAUUGCAUGUUUGGCGUUUGACCGGUGAAAAGAUAAUAGCUUCAGCUCAUUUGAAUCGUAAAACUUUGUCAGAUUACAUGAAAGUAGCUGAUAAAGUAAAACAUUUUUUCCAUGGUAUGGGAAUACAUUCAACAACGUUUCAAAUCGAAUAUGAAGAAAAUCCUAAUGAACAAAAUCGAUCUUCUGAAUGUCUACUAAGGUGUAAAGACGAUGCUUGCGACACUCAAAUGUGUUGUACCAAAACUUCACUAGCAGCGAGUAGCAGCAACGAUGUGUCAGUAGAAGAUUUAAAACAACAAACUAACAAGAGUAUUGUUCCUAAUCAAAUUGUUGCAUCUCACACUUCUAGUCCCCAUGAACAUUCAAAAACAGAGAAGCAGAACACAGGAGAAAAUGUGACUCUAAAUUUGUAUGAAGAUCCAUCAGGAGAGAAUGAAUCAUUAUAG
Molecule: messenger RNA, 1728 nt
Organism: Didymodactylos carnosus
Lineage: Eukaryota; Metazoa; Rotifera; Eurotatoria; Philodinida; Philodinidae
Source: the annotation of a GenBank genome assembly